CAGUUCAUCUUCAGAUUUCUUCUUGUAAAGACAUCUCAACUACUUCAAACCAUUCAUAAUGUUCAAGAUCCUCGCUCUCAUUGCCUGUCUGGCUAUCGUCGCCUCGGCCCAGUACCAUGGAGUGCCCGAGCACAAGGAUUACCACGAUCAUCCCAAGUACAAGUUUGAGUAUGGCGUAAAGGAUCCCCACACCGGUGAUCACAAGACCCAGUGGGAAGUGCGUGAUGGCGAUGUCGUCAAGGGACAGUACACGCUGCACGAGGCCGACGGUACCGAGCGCGUGGUUGACUACAAGUCGGACGGUCACAACGGAUUCGAGGCUGAUGUCAAGAAGGUCGGACAUGCCCACCACCCGAGCCAUCCGGUCCAUGCACCAGUCCAUCAUGCCCCAACUCACGCCCCAGUGCAUGUGCCGGAGCAUCAUGUCCACAACGGAUACUCGGGCGCCAGCUACGUCAACGUCGAUAAGUACGUUAUAUGCAAGGUACUUGCCCUCAUUGCCUGCUUGGCUGUGGUCGCCUCGGCCCAGUACUACGGAUCCGCAUACGAGCACAAGGAACAUUACGAUCACCCGAAGUACAAGUUCGAGUAUGGCGUAAAGGAUCCCCACACCGGUGACCACAAGACCCAGUGGGAAGUGCGCGAUGGCGAUGUCGUCAAGGGACAGUACACGCUGCACGAGGCCGACGGUACCGAGCGCGUGGUUGACUACAAGUCGGACGGUCACAAUGGUUUCGAAGCCAACGUGAAGAACGUUGGACAUGCUCAUCACCCGCAAGUGUACGGAGGACAUUCUUCCCACGGACACCACGACUACGCCCAUGGAUCGGGAUCCAGCUACACGAAUCUGGACAAACAUUACUAAAUC
Molecule: messenger RNA, 868 nt
Organism: Anopheles merus
Lineage: Eukaryota; Metazoa; Arthropoda; Insecta; Diptera; Culicidae
Exons: 4
Coding region: 59-865 (268 amino acids)
Cellular component (GO): extracellular matrix
Source: RefSeq, a predicted model, not a curated record